CCCGCCUAACGUGGUCUGUUUCUACCCAUACAAAUCUCUGUCUAGAACCACCACUUCUCCAUUAGGCCACACACAGUAACCGCCUUCUCCUCCUCCUCUCUUCGAUCGUACGGAUUAUUAAUACUUACAAUAAUCCCCAUAUAUCGACACAUAUCUCUCCCCUCACCCACAUGUAGAGAGAGAGAGAGAGAGAGAGAGAGAGAGAGAGAGAGAGCUGUAAACUGCUCUUGUUGUGGAGAGAUAAAAAUGGGAGGGGAGAGUACUUCAAUGGGUGCGCUGGUGCCUAUAGUGAAGUCCGAACCGGAAAAUUCUUCCGGCGAAGCUCCUCCAGCUCAGCCUAUGCCUUCGAUACCGAUGGAGGAGAAGGGGCAGGGGGUAGAAGAGCUGGAUAAAGAUGUUUUGUGCCCGAUAUGUAUGCAGAUCAUUAAGGACGCGUUUUUGACGGCGUGUGGGCAUAGUUUCUGCUAUAUGUGCAUUGUUACUCAUCUUCAGAACAAGAGCGAUUGUCCUUGUUGCUCUCACCACCUCACCACCAAUCAUCUUUACCCUAACUUCCUACUCAACAAGUUAUUGAUGAAGACAUCUGCUCGUCAAAUAGCUAAAACUGCCAACCCUCUGGAACAACUUCGCCACACUCUAGAGCAGGUCAGUUUUAUGUAUGUACUGGAACUGUUUCUUAUUUCAAUUUUGCCGUUUUUCUGAUGAAAUUGCCAUAAUAAUUUAUUGCUUGUCACCUUGAAAGUAUGAAAUUUUCAAUUUUUCAUUCUUGAAACUAGUCUCUUACAAUAUUUAGGAUGCUGUGCAUGGUAGAGGUAUAUGUGCAGGAGGCAUGGAUUCUUACCUACUGAUUUAUGGUCUUGAGUACAUAAUUUUCUAGUAAUCCUCAUGUUUGCAAAAGUACAUUGGUUUUAAUGGCUGUUAGCGCUAUUGGAGGCAAUAGUGUAUUAUAGGAGGGUUGGUCUCAACAGCUGACCUUCCUAGUUUAUAGAAUUGUACGUUUUUCACAAAAUGUUAAUUUCAAAAAGGAUCUUCUUGAAAUAUGAUUUUGCCUCCCCCAACCACCAAGUAAGUAAGGAAAUAUAAUACAGCCCCAUUAGAUAUUUAUGAAACCUGUGCUGCCACCCAAGCUGUGAGUUAUGGAUCCACUACUAGUUGGAAGGUGAUAGGCUAUUCGUAAGAAAUGUGGGAUUAUUUUGCAAUUAAAUACUUUUUAUUGCUAGGUGAAGGGAUAGUUUUUGGUAUUCAAGUCAA
Molecule: messenger RNA, 1251 nt
Organism: Olea europaea var. sylvestris
Lineage: Eukaryota; Viridiplantae; Streptophyta; Magnoliopsida; Lamiales; Oleaceae
Product: E3 ubiquitin-protein ligase COP1-like
Exons: 2
Coding region: 247-702 (151 amino acids)
Biological process (GO): proteasome-mediated ubiquitin-dependent protein catabolic process
Molecular function (GO): ubiquitin protein ligase activity
Source: RefSeq, a predicted model, not a curated record